AUGCCGAGCCCCGAGCGUUCUAUUAUCCGCGAGGUCUGGGCAGAAAACCUGGAUCAAGAAAUGGCGCUUUUGCGGGAACUGGUCGAUCACUAUCCGUAUCUUGCGAUGGACACAGAGUUCCCAGGCGUCGUUGCACGGCCCAUUGGCAAUUUUCGGACAUCGGCUGACUACCACUACCAGACACUUCGAUGCAACGUGGAUCUGCUCAAGAUGAUCCAGCUCGGCGUUACCUUUGCGGACGAAAAUGGCAAUGUGCCCAAGGAUGCAUGCACAUGGCAGUUCAACUUCAAAUUCAACCUCAACGAUGACAUGUAUGCGCAGGAUUCCAUUGACCUAUUGAUCAAGUCUGGUAUCAACUUUCAAAAACACGAAGACUUUGGUAUCGACAUCCACCGGUUUGGAGAGCUUCUGAUCAGCUCAGGAUUUGUCCUGCUGGAUGAUGUCAAAUGGAUCUCCUUUCACAGUGGAUAUGACUUUGGUUACCUUCUCAAGGUGUUGACUUGCAGCGCAUUGCCUGGAGAGGAGCACGAUUUUUUCGAGUUGUUAAGGACAUAUUUUCCUUGCAUCUACGACAUUAAGUAUCUGAUGAAGAGCUGCAAGAACCUGAAGGGUGGCUUGCAGGAUCUCGCCAAUGACUUGCAGGUUGUACGGAUCGGCGCACAGCAUCAGGCAGGAAGUGAUAGUCUUUUAACUUGUUCAGCGUUUUUCAAGAUGAGACAGAUCUUUUUCGAUGACACUAUCGACGACAGCAAGUACCUUGGAUACCUGUAUGGACUUGGAUCGGCGGUCGGAUCGACGGGGGCCCAGCCUCCCAAUUCUAUCGCUGCUUUCAACUCUGCAGCGGGAAGCGAUAGCCCGCUUAUUACCAACGCGUCAGCAGGUCUGGCGAAUGGUAAGCUUAACGGUUUUCAGAAGCCAGCAAUAAACGGCAACUAA
Linnemannia hyalina is the source of this 936-nucleotide messenger RNA. The record is from the annotation of a GenBank genome assembly. Lineage: Eukaryota; Fungi; Mortierellomycota; Mortierellomycetes; Mortierellales; Mortierellaceae.